AUUAUACAAUAAAAGACAAGUAUAAAUGAUCAUGUACAUUAUUGAGCUUAACAGUCUAAUCCAAGAUGUCAUCAAGCAUGUUUCUUCUUCUUGCUCUUUACAUAUGCUCUGCAGCUGCAGAUCUAGAAAUAGCACCUUAUACUGUCCUAAAGGAGCAUCAAGGCUGGGAGGAAAGAGAAUUUCCAGCUACUAAAUGGAUUUCAACUGAAGUCUUCAGUAUUAGUGUUCAUGACUCUGAAGAGAGCAGAGCCGCCUUUUACAGACUCUUUGAUUACAUCGAUGGACAAAACUCUGAAGGUAUGAAAAUUCCAAUGACCGCUCCUGUUAGCCGUAGAAUAAUUGCAGGAGAGGGACCUAACUGUGAGAGCAACUUCACAAUGUCCUUCUUUAUCCCGUCUAAUCUGCAAGAAAACGCUCCUCUUCCUUUAGACUCUACAGUGUACAUUGAGGAAAGAGCAGCAUUUAAGGUAGCAGCCAAGAGAUUUGGUGGUUUCCCCACCAGUGAUAUUGAGUUUGCUAUCCAAGCCGCAGAACUCUAUGAGCUUGCUUUUAAUGAGGGACUUGAACUAACUGAUGUUCCUUUAUGGACUGCUGGAUUUGAUGGACCAAAUGUAAUUACAAAUAGAAGAAAUGAAGUAUGGUUAGAAAUUAAUUAAUAACUUUAUCCAUAAAAUAUAUUUAAAAUAUUGUAACAUAUGUUAUUGAAAUAAUAAUCUUACACAGAAAUUUAUU
Eurytemora carolleeae is the source of this 732-nucleotide messenger RNA. RefSeq names its product heme-binding protein 2. The transcript has a single exon. The record is from RefSeq and is a predicted model, not a curated record. The coding region runs from base 66 to 656 and encodes 196 amino acids. NCBI's taxonomy places the organism in Eukaryota, Metazoa, Arthropoda, Copepoda, Calanoida, Temoridae.